Molecule: messenger RNA, 549 nt
Organism: Aspergillus affinis
Lineage: Eukaryota; Fungi; Ascomycota; Eurotiomycetes; Eurotiales; Aspergillaceae
Product: gamma-glutamylcyclotransferase family protein
Exons: 1
Coding region: 1-549 (182 amino acids)
Source: RefSeq, a predicted model, not a curated record
AUGAGCGAAAGACCCAUGUCCCUGAUGAUGCGCAAAAUGCGCGCACAAGAUGCCUCGGAGGCCGCGUCAAAACAGACUCCAAUAGCGUCUGACCAUUCUUCUGAAAACGACAAGCCUCAAUACCCCUUCCGCCGAGCAUAUUACUUCUUUUACGGGACGCUUAUGGAUCCAGAUACGCUCUCUCAAGUCCUAAAAUUGCCAAGGCCACACAUCCCGCCCGUCAUGCGUCGUGCCAGAGUCGUAGGAUACGAAAUCAAGCUUUGGGGGCCCUAUCCUGCCCUUAUUGAGAAGAACACAAGUUCACUCCAGUCAGUGAAUGGCAUAGCGUAUGAAAUCCUGCCGCAGACGCAGGUUGACCGGCUUGCGGCCAAUGAGACGGGGAAGUACUGUUUGAGAUCUUGCAUGAUUGAUCUUUUGAAUGAUGACGACAACGUCCAAGAGACUAUCCAUGGGCUUACUUUCUUAUGGGAUGGAGAACAUGGUGAGCAACGCGAUGGUACGUUUGAUCUGAAGCAAUGGAAGAAGAAACAGUUACGAGAUUUAGAUUGA